Scleropages formosus (Asian bonytongue) is the source of this 2023-nucleotide messenger RNA. RefSeq lists its product as uncharacterized. The coding region runs from base 162 to 1574 and encodes 470 amino acids. The transcript has 4 exons. The record is from RefSeq and is a predicted model, not a curated record. NCBI's taxonomy places the organism in Eukaryota, Metazoa, Chordata, Actinopteri, Osteoglossiformes, Osteoglossidae.
UUCCGGGAUCAAUCUAGUAGUGUCGGUACGUGGUGUGCGGUCAGGGUACGGCAUUCUUUUCUUUCUUUUUUGUUGCGCAAAACGGCUUCCUGCGGCACCGCUGCUGCUCUCGUCACGCAGAACUGGGAAACUCGAGGCUUCGGAGAAGCACCCGAGCCACGAUGGCGUCCCGACAGGAUGGAACCCAGCAGCAGUCCGCUUGCCCGAAGGCCCUCGAUGUCAAGCGGAAGGAGGCUCUCGAUGCCUUCGAGCUGUACGUCCCCGAGGAGGCGGAGGUCCGUACUGUUCCCGUUAAGAUGUUGCCCCUGUCCGUCCUGAAGAGGAUGGGCCGGUUAGCCGCGCUGGGCAAAAAGAACGGCCUGACCGAGGGCGAUGGCAGUCUGACUGCCACCUGGAUCUCCCCUGUGGUUGUCAGGGAGAGAAGCGCCCCUCACGGGUGCGGUGACAACAGUGCGGCCAAGGACAGGCUCUCCAAGCUUGCCAUGGUGUCAGCUACACAGCUGUUCCACUAUUGGCUGCCCAUUACCUGUUCGAACCUUGUGGCAUUCAAAGUGCUCAAGCAGUUUUUACCAUCUGGGCAUGACCAGCAGAAUGACCCUGAGAAAGAGAUGAUGCAGAAAGCCAGCCAGGUCCCACCUCUGCACCAGGGUGGUCCCCUCACCUUCACCCAGGACUCCAUCAUCAUACUCAGCGGGCAGAGCUUCCUGUUUAUCAAGAAGCUGCGCCAAGCGAUGAGUUCCAGAAACUGCCGUCAGUCUUCUGCAUCGUGCAUUGGGACUCUGACGGCUGCUGAACGCCUCGAACUUGGCAGUGGGCCGUCGUGUCCGAGGUGUGGACGCAGUAGCUCCGUUGUGAAGGGCCUGGAUGCGGAGUCCCAGGACAUCAGUGAGCAGCAGCGGUUCAGCAUCACCCAGAAUGUGCACGUGGCUCUGAAAAGAAUAGCUGCCACUGAUGUAGGGAAAGACAGUGGUGCAGCACCUGUGAAUCCUUGCAGUUCCAGCGAGAAUCAGGAUGGCCAAAUGUCCCCCUCUAUUGGCACAUCUACAGAACAGCAUUCCAGCAGUGUAGCGGAGGAAGAUGCAUCCGAUGGACAGGCUUUGCAAGGGAGUGAACAGGUUCAAGUUCUGGACAGUGGUGAACCACUGGAGGAGGACAUUGGAGAGGAAGACCUUGCAGAACCUGCAUUAAAGAAAGCAAGACUGACCGUGCCUUCAGACUUUCUAUCAAACUGUGCUGAACUGCUUGAUGAGGGCUCAGGAGUGUGUGAGGAAGAUGGCAGCAAGUGUGAACACCAGACUCGAGACGGGGACACUGGGGUUCAGGGUGGAGCGGCGGCGCCUACAGUAGAAAAUGAGGAACAACAGAAUACCUGUGGAAGCUGGUCCGAGGGCGAGGGUCAGGCUAAUGCAGGAGACCAGAGUUCCCAUGUAUCGUCAUAUUUCUCUUCGUCUGCCCUGGAAGACACAGUGGCGUUUGACUUUGAGCAGCUGGCGAGGGAGGAAAGGAUCAACCGGAUUCGAGAGAGACUCCGGGAAAAGGAGGCUGCUCUCAGAAGAAUGGAGCCCCUCAGCUGAACGGUCCACUGUUUUGUGUCUUAUCUGUGCUGGAAAUAUGGUGCAAAGGCCUGAGCCCCAUAUCCAUGCUGGAGAGGGAGAACAUCUGAUGUGUGCAAUGAAAUGCUGGAUCCUUUAAUAGUUGGUUCCAUCAUUCUUAUGGUACAGUGUGUUUAAGGGGUGGACAGUUGCGAGAUGCGCACCUAUGGACAUUUUUAUGACUGGAGUAGCUGCCUACCUGCUCCAGCCUCACAUUAAUACACUGAGUGUGAAGGACUUUAUUUUUUUUCUUUUCAAAGUGUCAUUUCUUGGGUAGAGAUGACGACAGAGUGGUGUGUAGAGUCAUGUCAGUAAUUCGUCGCGUUGAAGGCGUUAAAUUGAGCCUCUUGUUUUUGUUGACUCUGUAUUAUCGCCUGUUUUCUGUACUCUGUGCACUCUGUCCUUGCGCAAUAAAUGCGAGAACACUUGCC